This is a messenger RNA of Oikopleura dioica, 1545 nucleotides long. The record is from the annotation of a GenBank genome assembly. NCBI's taxonomy places the organism in Eukaryota, Metazoa, Chordata, Appendicularia, Copelata, Oikopleuridae.
AUGAAAUUUUGGACGGCAAUAGGACUCGCUCUUGCUGAUCCAAGAAGACGAUCUGCUGAUGAGGUCAGAGGAGAAAUCGCGCCAUUUGGACCCCUCGGAGGGCAGCCUAUUUACGCUCAAGUCGUCCUUGAUUACCUUAGCACCCUUGUAGCGGAAGGGCAAGUAGAAGGACCUUAUGGUCCCCUUAUUUUUGACGAAAAUACACUGAGUUGUGCUUCUUCCGCAAUGGGAACAUCGAAUUUCGCUAAUACAGCCCUGACUGCUGGAAACGCCAGAUCGCAAGUUUACCAAUCCCUUAUGGGCGAUCUCUACUUGAAAGGUGCUUGGGCGCCGGCAGAUGCAAUCGACGCAGCUCUGAAGCGAGACGAGUGGAUCCACGGGGGAGCAUUUGUCCUUGAAACAUUGAUAGCCGCCAAAGACCUUAUGGAACAAUUCGAUGCUUUCGACAGCGAAUUAUUCAACAAUUGGAACCUUGACGCUCUCAAAUGGAGCUUCACAGGACUUUUUUAUGAUGAGCUAUCAGAGGACUACUUCGCGGAAAUCGUUGACGGAAGCGGAAUAGAAAAUUUCAGUAGUAUGAUGAACAACUUAGUUUACGAGGAAGUCAAAGAGUACAGUACCGAACUGACUGACUGUCUCGAAUCAACGAUAAUUCAAGAAUCAAUUUGGAACUGCCCCGAUGCUGCUCAUCAGUUCAUUUGCCCUGGUGGAUGUGUUGAAGCAGGCUGCGAGCUAGAAACCGUACAAUACGACCGUUGUUUAAUUUGGGCGCAUCCAUGGACGAUCAACCCGCUUCUCGGAGUCUGGGCAGCUCAGUGGUGGAAAGACUAUCUAAGAAUACUGUUCAUCAACGAUACUCCUGGCUUCACGAAUGAGCUUUGGGAUCAUCUCCGUGGAAAAGGCGCCCUUGCAAUUGUCGCAACAAGCGAGCUAACUGGCGGCUAUUCCGGGGAACAAUUUGCCAGUCAAUUCGUUGAUUGGUUUGCUGCCAACGAUCCGAAUAAUACCGCACUUGUGGAGAGCGCUGUUUAUUCCGGAAAAUACGAAGGUCUUGACUGGCUUCUCACUGCUGGCGCUGCAAUGAUUCCUUCCUUUGGUGCUGUAAACCGCGAUGGAAGCGAGACUGCGAUAAGUCAAAAUGGAUAUUGGGCGAUUAAGGAUAUGAUGGAGCUUUUCUAUUUUUUCGGCGAAUGGUGGGUGCUUGGACUCGAAUACAAUGACGGAAACGCAGACUAUACCAAUUUCAAUUUCCCGGAAUGGGAAGCUUGGGUUGAGUCUUCUUCAAACAGCUGGCAAGGCUUGGGAGAAAACUCUCAACAACUAAUCGAUCAGUUUGGAACAGAAGAGUUUUUCUACAGCAUUAGAAACGCUACUCACAAUAUUUACCCAGCAACCACAUCUUCAACAACGACAACAUCUUUUGAGGAGACUACCUGGACGACAACAACAAUACCGGUGACAACAACAUCAACAACAACAACAACAACAACAACAACAACGACAACGACAACGACAACGACAACGACAAAAUCUACAACCAGUUAG